AUGAACAUUCUGGGCGAUUGUGUUACAAAAGACCUCGGUGAUGCUUUUGUCACUACAGAGAUGGACUACACUCUACCUGACCCCCCACUCACAGACGAGGGCGAGCUACAAUGCGCCAAGCUGAGAGAGAACCUCAUCUCCACCUUCUCAAAGGAUGUGGAUAACCCGGAUGAUAUUGCUAUCGUCGUGAGUCCCAUGCGUCGUACUCUGCAGACAGCCAUGCUCUCCAUGGACUGGCUUGUCGAGCGUGGUGUGAAAAUCGAAGGCAAUGCAGACUGGCAAGAAAAUUCGGAUAAGCCUUGUGAUACGGGAAGUCAGAUAUCUACUGUAUCUAAAGACUUUCCUCAAGUCAACUUCUCCACCGUCGACGCUGUUUGGCCUGACAAGAAAUCCCCUGCGGGCCGGCGCUACGCAUAUACCAAGUAUUCCAUCCUUGCUCGUGGAAAGCGUGCUCUAGAGGAUCUCCACAAGCGACCUGAGAAGCUCAUCUUCGUCGUGUCCCAUUCUGGCUUCCUCAGGUUGGGUGUCGUUGGAUAUUGGUUCUUUAAUAGUGACUAUCGUGUCUUUGACUUUGAAGCUGAGAGGAACGCCGAUGGUGAAUUGAGAGUUGUCCAGCAGGAGAGGACUCUUGCUGGUGGGCUGGGCCUGUCGUGGAAGGAUCCUGUUGCCCUGGGCGGUGAUCUUCCCGAGGAGGAUCCUGAAACUGAUCCCGGUGCCUUUUAA
Fusarium poae is the source of this 723-nucleotide messenger RNA. RefSeq lists its product as uncharacterized. The transcript has 4 exons. The coding region runs from base 1 to 723 and encodes 240 amino acids. Gene Ontology annotation, molecular function: phosphatase activity. NCBI's taxonomy places the organism in Eukaryota, Fungi, Ascomycota, Sordariomycetes, Hypocreales, Nectriaceae. Gene Ontology annotation, cellular component: cytoplasm. The record is from RefSeq and is a predicted model, not a curated record.